UCGAGUUGAUGAGGGUAAGGGAAGAGUGCGUGUUACCAUGGAGGUGACUAGAGCUUUCCGUUGUAAGAUGGCUGUUCGUCGAAUGUUACUAUUCAUAAAGGGAAAUUUAAUUCCAUUGUUUGAUUGUGUUAAAUCUCAACCUUUAAUUGAGAAGGUCCUUGGAAAUGGUAUAAUUUCAAGAGAUUAUAUUUUUUAUUUAGAGGAGAAGUUCGUUGGUAUAAAAUAUGUUUGUGUUGAGGUUGAUCCUAAUGUUGAUUCCGAUAAGAUUGAAAAUUUUGAUUGGAAUUUGGGUCGAUUGGAUUUUUACCUUUAACCAAGAUGGCCUAUUCUCCUUUUCCGGUUAAAUCAAUUGAAAGUGGUUCCCUCUAUGGUUUUAUAGAUGAAACUACCGGAAAGGAUUUUCUUCUUCUUUGUUUAUUUCAAAAAAAUUUUUCUGUUGAAAUAAUUUGUAUCAAUUUACUAUUUGUGAUAUUUUCAUUUAUUUAAUUUCUUUUAAUUUCUAAAAUUAUUUCUACAUUUGUGAACAACUUAAUGGAACUUUUCAGUAAUACCCAUGUCCCAAUACCAGAGGAUAACAUUUACAUUUAUUUGAUGGUGACUCCAAAUUAUUCACGUACCAUGAAUGAUAUGGCCUCUUUUAGAAGUCGUUUGAUGAUCGAUCGGCCCAUUUUGGCUGUUCUUGCUGUUACAAAUUUAAUAAGUGAAGUUGAUGGUGGAUUAAUUGUGACCGUUUCUCGAACAUUGGUUGCUCAUUUUAAAGAAAUCUGUGGUACCCGUAGGUACAUUUUAAAUGUAACCGAUUAUAUUGAGACAACUUUUAACGUGUGUGUGUACCGAAGAGAAUCUCUUCAUACGGAUGUUGAAUUUGUUACAAACAUUGGUGGACAAUUUGGGUUAACAAGUGAAGAUUUCUUUUACAAUGAGACGAAGAGGUUUAAUGAGUUGGAUUUGGUGAGGAUAAAGGUAACAUUCGAAGGGAUGAAACGGCUUUUAAAAAGAAGUAUGGAGGUCUCAUUUAAUGAAGAGAUUUAUUAUCUAUUUAAUGACAUCGGAUUGUACCAAUGCUUCAAGUGCAAAGGAAGGGUUACUUUGGAUCAUCAAUGUGUUUCGACUUUAAUUUGCUUUCGUUGUGGCGAUCCAGCACAUACCACUGGGUGUAAAGGAUAUCACUGUCGAACCUGUGGGAAAAAACAUUUGCGAGAUCUGGUUAGCUGCAAUGUAAUCUUUAAUCGUACUCUAAGAGAAUUGGCCAAAAAUGAGAGGACAAUCAAAACUAUUUAUUUGGAUUACCAUUUGUCAAGAUAAAGUUAUUCUUCUUAAUUCAUUCUGUUUGUC
Molecule: messenger RNA, 1335 nt
Organism: Panonychus citri (citrus red mite)
Lineage: Eukaryota; Metazoa; Arthropoda; Arachnida; Trombidiformes; Tetranychidae
Exons: 2
Coding region: 532-1305 (257 amino acids)
Source: RefSeq, a predicted model, not a curated record